Molecule: messenger RNA, 2716 nt
Organism: Platichthys flesus (European flounder)
Lineage: Eukaryota; Metazoa; Chordata; Actinopteri; Pleuronectiformes; Pleuronectidae
Gene: cers5
Product: ceramide synthase 5
Exons: 10
Coding region: 107-1276 (389 amino acids)
Biological process (GO): ceramide biosynthetic process
Cellular component (GO): membrane
Molecular function (GO): DNA binding; sphingosine N-acyltransferase activity
Source: RefSeq, a predicted model, not a curated record
GGUCACUCAUCACAAGUGUCGCAGGGGCAGAAGUUUCUCAGCUUUUUCCUGUGGAGGAGGAAACUGUUUCCCUGUGAGCUCCGGGGGGAGACGAGCUUCCACCAACAUGGCUGCUCUCUCCGCCUGGUUCUGGAACGAGAGGUUUUGGCUUCCACACAACGUGACCUGGGCGGACCUGGCGGACCCGGCGCCCGGGGUGGAGUAUCCCAAAGCCGGACACUUGUUUGCCGCCUUGCCGCUGGCUCUGGGGAUCUUCUCCGUCAGGAUCUUCUUCGAGAGAUUUAUCGCCAGCACCUGUGCCCAGAGUCUCCACAUUCAACCAGGAGUUGGAAGAAGAGCUCAGCCCAAUGCAGUGCUGGAGAAAGUUUAUACAUCCAUCACAAAGAGUCCGGACUCCAGGCAUCUGGACGGCCUCUCCAAACAGCUGGACUGGGAUGUGCGAAAGGUCCAGCGUUGGUUCCGACACCGCAGGAACCAAGACAAGCCCAGCACGCACACUAAGUUCUGUGAGAGCACGUGGAGGUUAACAUUUUAUUUAUGCAUAUUUAUCUAUGGCUUCCGGUUUUUGUUGCAGUCUCCUUGGAUGUGGGACACACGUCAUUGCUGGUACGGUUACCCCUAUCAGGUCAUGACCCCGGGUCUUUACCACUACUAUGUGACCGAGUUGGCCUUCUACUGGUCACUCAUGUUCUCGCAGUUCUCCGACAUAAAAAGGAAGGACUUCGUGAUCAUGUUCAUCCAUCACCUGGCGACCGUCGGCCUGAUCAGUUUUUCCUACGUCAACAACAUGACGCGAGUCGGGAGCCUGGUGAUGUGCGUCCAUGAUGCCUCAGACUUCUGGCUGGAGGCAGCCAAGCUGGCCAACUACGCCAAAUACCAGCGCCUGUGUGACUUCCUCUUCAUUGUGUUCAGUGUGGUUUUCUUCCUCACACGACUCGUUAUAUAUCCAAUAUGGGUCCUUAACUCCACUAUGUUUGAGAGCUGGGACAUAGUCGGGCCGUUCCCGUCCUGGUGGGUCUUCAACACCUUGCUGCUCGUGCUACAGGUGCUGCACAUUAUCUGGUCCUACCUCAUAUCCCGGAUAGCUGUGAAAGCCAUGCUGCGCGGAAAGGUGUGUAACGACGUCCGCAGUGACAUUGAGAGCAGCUCAGAAGAAGACGCUGACACGCCCACAGAGGGCCUCAAGACUUCUGCUCUCUCUCCCAAGAGAGAGAACGGCACCAACGGCCACUGUGCUGCCUCCAAAGCUCAGCCAGAGAACCACAACAGCUGGUGACACAGAGCCUGGACCCUGGCGCCCCCUGCAGUUUAAACCUUCACACAGCUCCCGAGCAUCGUUGGUCUUGUGACCAUGUGUCUGUCGUGCAAGCUUCACUCUCACAUCUGAGCCACAGGGAGUGUUCGACCACACAUUACACCGACAGUAAUUGUGCGCUGAUUCACACGUUGGUGAACUGGAUAGACGCUGUAACGUUGUCUUUGAACAGCACAACUACAGAGGUGAAAAGAUAUGGUAAACUGUCGGAGCAAAUGAUUUGGCCGUUGAACCACAGGAUUUGUCUUGCGUCAUGUUUGGCUGCAGAUGUUCGUCGGUGUCGAGGUUCUCGCCCAGUUUUAUUGGUCAGAUGAACUGGAUUACUUUUGUUUCUGAUGGUUAAUUUACAGUGUAACACAAAGGACAGAAAACUCCUGCUGGGGUUGGCUUUGACCUUUUUAAGGAUUUUGCACUUCUCUUCCCAGAUUUAACAAGUCACAGCGAUUUUUAUACAUGGAAUAUCUGCUUUAUGUGACCAAAAGUGCAACACACUUCAAACUGUGACCGUCUCUGCCCUUCGAUGGUGUUUGUGCUUUUACCCUUUACCCACAAUGUUUGGCCACUUUGUGACUCUCUGUUUUGUUCUGUUUUACAGUUUUUUAACUUCUGUUGAGACCAAAUGUUUAUGAAAUUAUUUGAUGUUACUGCCGAUAGAAGCAUCCAGGUAUGGAGGACCAAAGUGUCUGUUCUCACCGAGUGCCUUGUAAAAAUUUUUUUUUCCACAUAUAUUUAGUUGUUGAAAGACAACCAUCUUAAAUCGCAGUUCUGUCUAGAAACACUGUUACACUGUGUGGUUAAAGGCAUUUUAUUUAAUACAAUACAAACCAUUACAGCCAUCUUCACCUCUGACACGCUCAUAACAAGGAUGUUAAUGUUGUUGGUUCAUUUUUCUAGGUGAAGUUUUCAUGAACAAAUCAAUCCUUCUUGCGAGGACACAAUAACCUCACAAACAUCCCGAUAAGAAUAAUCAUCUUUCUGAUUUUAGCGAUGGACAAAUAAAGAGGAGGAAUGGGGGGGAAAUGUCCACAUUAGUGCAGAGAGGAGAUCAGUCCAUCUGACAUCAGUCUUUGAGGAUUUCCGGAUCCUGGUUUUCUGCUGCCAGUUUCAGCUGGUUCUGCUUCUGCACGAAGCGGUACCCUCGCAUGACACACAUGUAUCCUCCGUACACCGUCAGCAGCAUCAUGGAGCCGGUGAAGGCCCGAUAGCCCAGGUCCGCCAGACGCUUCCCAGUAACCAUGGUGGGGAACCUGAAGGGACCAGGAGCGUGAUGUCAGAGCAGCAAAGACACAAGUUGUUUUACCCAAGUUAUUUAUUGUUGGCUGAUUUUAAAAGCUGGGAUUUUGCAGCACCAUUUAUAAUGUGUUCACUGUCAUGAGUUGUAUUAAACAAAAUACAUGUUGA